CGGCUCCGUGGGCGCUGGCCCCGCCUUGGUGGGCUCGAUUGGCGGCCCAGCUGCCCCUGCCGUCCCUGUCCCCGUCCCCGUGGUGGCAGCGCGAGGUAAACAGCCAUGUGCAACCCUCCACUCUAUAUUUAACAGCUGCCGCGGAGAAGGCAGCGAGGCAGGCGAGGGCGGCUCUCGGGGCGACUCUCGUCCUCGGAGAGAAGGCCCCUGGAGCCGGGCUGUGCGAGGUCACCAUGCCAGCUUCCCAGAGCCGGGCCCGCGCCCGGGACCGCAACAACGUCCUCAACCGGGCCGAGUUCCUGUCCCUGAACCAGCCCCCCAAGGGGACCUCGGAGCCCCGCAGCUCUGGCAGGAAGGCCUCAGGCCCCUCGACGCAGCCCCCACCCACGAGCGACGGGACCCGAGAGCGAGAGCGGCGCCAAUCCCAGCAGCUGCCCGAGGAGGACUGCAUGCAGCUGAACCCCUCCUUCAAGGGCAUCGCCUUCAACUCCCUGCUGGCCAUUGACAUCUGCAUGUCCAAGCGGCUGGGGGUGUGCGCCGGCCGGGCGGCGUCCUGGGCCAGCGCCCGCUCCAUGGUCAAGCUCAUCGGCAUCACAGGCCACGGAGUCCCCUGGAUCGGGGGCACCAUCCUCUGCCUGGCCAAGAGCAGCACGCUGGCCGGCCAGGAGGUGCUCAUGAACCUGCUCCUGGCCCUGCUCCUGGACAUCAUGACGGUGGCCGGCGUGCAGAAGCUCAUCAAGCGGCGCGGCCCCUACGAGACGAGCCCCAGCCUCCUGGACUACCUCACCAUGGACGUCUACGCCUUCCCCGCCGGCCACGCCAGCCGCGCGGCCAUGGUGUCCAAGUUCUUCCUCAGCCACCUGGUGCUGGCGGUGCCCCUGCGCGUCCUGCUGGUGCUCUGGGCCCUGUGCGUGGGCCUGUCACGCGUGAUGAUCGGCCGCCACCACAUCACGGACGUCAUCUCGGGCUUCGCCAUCGGCUACCUCCAGUUCCGCCUGGUGGAGCUGGUCUGGAUGUCCUCUAACACCUGCCAGAUGCUCAUCUCCGCCUGGUGAGGCCGGGCCCAGGGCAGGGCCAGAUGCUCACCUCCGCCUGGUGAGGUGGCGGGCGGAGUGAGUGGCUGCCCCGAGAAUCCUCUUGGUCAGGGGCCGCCUGCCCAGGGAUGAGCACGCUGGGUACCGCCAGGCCUCCCGCUCCUUGGCUUGGACGGAGUCUCCACUCAAGGCGGGCCGGGCCGAGACCCACCCCCGGGCACAGCCCUGCUUUGCUUCUGCUUGGACAGGACAGGCGAGGACAGAUGGUGGGAGGGCCCGAGCUGGCUCGGCUUGGUCGUCCUGCCCUUGGUCGUCCUGCCUCGAGAUCUUGGCUGUGCCCCUGACGGCACGCUGCUCGGCAAAGUACCCCAGCCACCGCCCAGCCAGGGGCCGUUGCCAUGACGGCCAUCGAGGCUUAGGGCAGCACUUUCUGAGGCGUGACCACGGGACACCAGCCUGCGAGACGCUUCGAGGAGAAGGGUUUUGUGGCCCAGCGCGGUCGGGAGC
Messenger RNA from Tupaia belangeri chinensis (Chinese tree shrew), 1541 nucleotides. RefSeq names its product phospholipid phosphatase 7 (inactive) (gene PLPP7). The record is from RefSeq and is a predicted model, not a curated record. Bases 234 to 1055 code for a protein of 273 amino acids. The transcript has 2 exons. Gene Ontology annotation, molecular function: sphingosine-1-phosphate phosphatase activity. NCBI's taxonomy places the organism in Eukaryota, Metazoa, Chordata, Mammalia, Scandentia, Tupaiidae. Gene Ontology annotation, cellular component: nuclear envelope.